AUGAGUGCCACAAAGGCGCAGUCUCAAAAGAUCUUUGAGAAGGCCAAGCUGAAGCCCGCGAACAAGGUGUGCUUCGACUGCGGCACUAAGAACCCGACAUGGUCUUCAGUUCCAUUCGGUAUCUACCUAUGCCUUGAUUGUUCGGCUCACCACCGUAAUCUCGGCGUGCACAUCUCCUUUGUUCGAUCAACAAACCUCGACCAGUGGCAAUGGGAGCAACUGCGAGUGAUGAAGGUUGGUGGAAAUGAGUCUGCGACCAAGUAUUUCCAAUCGCACGGAGGUUCUGCUGCGCUGGCAAGCAAGGACACCAAGGUCAAAUACACAUGCAAUGCGGCCGUCAAGUAUAAGGAGGAACUCAAGAGGCGCGCUGCGCUGGAUGCGCAACAGUACCCUGGAGAAGUCGUCAUCACAGAUGUCCCCGCUGGCACUCCUUCAGAUGGCUCGAACACCCCUGCUGGCGACGGUGAGGACGAUUUCUUCUCCUCUUGGGACAAGCCCUCGAUCAAGCGCCCGAGCAACCCCCCAUCGCGCACUAGUACUCCCCCCGUCGUCAGCCGGAACAGCUCUCCUUUCCUGAACGCCGGUGCCAACUCAAACGGAUCCCGCUCGAAAUCUCCUUUGUCUUCUUCGGAAGAAAAGAGCACCUCUCCCGCGCCGUCUGCUAUCCGGCCCACCAGUGUUACCCGGAAGACCUCUACAGCUAGCGCUGCAAAGAAGGGCAGUGUCCUCGGUGCCAAGAAGGCACCCAAGCUCGGAGCUAAGAAGGUUGCUGCUGCGGAUAUCAUUGAUUUCGAGGAGGCAGAGCGCAAGGCCAAGGAAGAGGCUGAGCGCAUUGAAAAGCUUGGCUACGACCCCGAGGCUGAGCAGGCGGAAGCCGAGGCCAAGAAGGCCGCCACUACUGCCGCUGUCCCAAUCGCUUCUCCUAUCCCAGUCAGCCCUGCUGGCAAGGCUAAUGAUAGAAACUCGGGUGAUGUGGAGCGACUAGGCAUGGGUGUGAGCAGACUUGGCUUUGGCCAGGUGUCGAAGCCCGUUGCCCCCAAGAAGCCAACCUUUGGUUCUGUUGGCCCUGCCAAGCCCAACCCUGCUGAUGAGGCGGAACUCACCCAGACCAGAACCCGAUUCGGCACUCAGAAGGGUAUCUCGUCCGAUGAAUUCUUCGGACGGGAUCGUUUUGAUCCCGCUGCCCAGUCGGAGGCCAAGGAUCGUCUCCGCCAAUUCGAUAGCGCUACAUCCAUUUCCAGCAACUCCUACUUCGGCCGGCCCGAGGAUGAACUUAACUCACUUGACGAUGGUUAUGGUGAUAUGGAGGUUGCCGCUAAAGAUUUCAUUCGCCGCUUUGGUAUCACAGCUGGAGAUGAUCUUGAGAACCUGUCGCAUCUUGUCGGCGAAGGUGCAACUAAACUACAAGGUGCCAUCCGCAACUAUCUGAACAACUAG
Molecule: messenger RNA, 1437 nt
Organism: Penicillium concentricum
Lineage: Eukaryota; Fungi; Ascomycota; Eurotiomycetes; Eurotiales; Aspergillaceae
Product: ADP-ribosylation factor GTPase-activating protein
Exons: 6
Coding region: 1-1437 (478 amino acids)
Biological process (GO): COPI coating of Golgi vesicle
Molecular function (GO): GTPase activator activity
Source: RefSeq, a predicted model, not a curated record